Molecule: messenger RNA, 1205 nt
Organism: Aricia agestis (brown argus)
Lineage: Eukaryota; Metazoa; Arthropoda; Insecta; Lepidoptera; Lycaenidae
Exons: 2
Coding region: 21-1205 (394 amino acids)
Source: RefSeq, a predicted model, not a curated record
AAAAUAAGUGAAUAAAUAAUAUGCCGUCUCAAGUGGUGAAGUGUACAAGUUGCAACAUCGUUAUAAACGAAGUGCUAGCUUUCAUAAGCAAUAAAAUAGAUGUGAUGGACGAACAGAGUAUCAGUCGGAUCUGUGUUACAAGUUUUUCGGAAUCGGAUAUCGUGACUGCUAAAAACCUCCUUUUUGAUUCCGUGUCGAGUGCUAAACGUAAGAAAACACGCAGGAGGGAUGGCAAAUCAGCGCGGGAUAUCGAUGAUAUAAUCAGCCUGCUGAAAGAAAGUGACUCGGAGGAGUUACCAACUUUUGUUGCUCGGGACCUUCACAAGUUGCCUCCGAUUCUUUUUGACGACGUAGAUCCUACACAGCUACUUAAGGAUUUACUGCUAUUGAAGAAGGAAAUAAACGAUAUAAAAAACAAAUAUGUGACAAAGGAGCACUUCGACGUAUUGAAAUGCGAUGUAGAUAAAGUAAAAAGUACGCAGGCGGCAGAAAACACGGUUAAUUGUAGCAUUAAUUACAAGCGAGGUGCUUGUUUAUUCGAUAAUUACAAUGAUAUUAUGGCGUGUAAUAGUGGACCGAUGGGAUUCGACGGUAAUAUUAAAAACAUUGAUAACGGCUGCUCGCCGCGUGAAUCAGCUGCGCGCGCGCCGCCUCAAACGAACGAAGCGACCGGCGCGCAUGCGCAACAGCUGACUUGCAAUCGGCCGCCCGUACCGAUAACGCCGAGACACACGGACGUCACGGACAGCGAAAAUUUUUCUAGAGGAAAGGAUAAAUUGCUAUCGGACGUGGUUAGGCAAGGCGAAUUGAAGGUGGUUCAAUACAAUAAAAGGAGGAAUCGUUUUAAAGGAAAUAAAGGCAACGCAAAUGUGGCUGAUAGCAAAUUUAAGGCAGCAGAUAUUAAUAUACCGAUAUAUAUUUAUAAUGUGUCUAAAGAGGUGACUGUGCCCGACAUUGAGAAUUAUGUUUCGAGGAGAACGGGGCUAAAUGUGAUGGUGGAGAAAAACAUUAUGAAGCUGGCUAAAGAUUACGAUGGAUAUAAGAUAUUUGUACCUAAACAUAAACUAGAUUUGUUUAUGACAAAUGAUUUUUGGCCCGAAGGCAUAGCAUAUCGACGAUUCAUAGAUUUUAGACACCGAAAAGUGAUAGAAAAAAAUGGUACUAUUAUUAACAGAGAUCGGAAUUGGGUGUGUGAAAAUACCUAA